AUGACUCUAGACCUCCAUGUUGGAUUCUGUGUUCGGAGACGUCCAAACGAUACACGGCACUGGAUUAUCAUUUUGGUAAAGCCCGGAGACCCAAAGUGCACCUGGUACCACGUCAAGGGAGGUCCCCAAGGAGAUCCACCAGCAAAUGCGUACGAGGUGUUCAUCGAGGACGGCAAGCGAUUGAACAGCCAAGGCAUUGAACAUCUUUCGGAAAAGAUUGCAACCAUCAGUGACGCAGACAGGGCCAAGGUCAAAGCCGCUGUGCAGUCGGUCGAACGGCAACGAUGCCAGCUUUUCACCGUUGCGGUUCUGGCCAAACUUGAGAAGAAAGGGCUCGUCCCUAUCGGCACCAGCGCAUCUUUCGCCGCGAGAGUCGAGCCUGUGAGGUCCGCAGCUGCGACCACCGGCAGCGGAUCGAAGUCUGGAAGCAGUAGUAGGAUUGCUAGCAGCAGCAAAUCCACUAUCGGCACCAGCAGCGUCUCGAAAACGGUAUCCAGUGGAUCGACUGCAACAUCUUCCUCGUCCAGGUCUCGCAGGUGGUGA
Messenger RNA from Zasmidium cellare ATCC 36951, 543 nucleotides. RefSeq lists its product as uncharacterized. NCBI's taxonomy places the organism in Eukaryota, Fungi, Ascomycota, Dothideomycetes, Mycosphaerellales, Mycosphaerellaceae. The transcript has a single exon. The coding region runs from base 1 to 543 and encodes 180 amino acids. The record is from RefSeq and is a predicted model, not a curated record.